Molecule: messenger RNA, 775 nt
Organism: Agrilus planipennis (emerald ash borer)
Lineage: Eukaryota; Metazoa; Arthropoda; Insecta; Coleoptera; Buprestidae
Exons: 3
Coding region: 230-721 (163 amino acids)
Source: RefSeq, a predicted model, not a curated record
AAUACCUAUAUUUAAAAAACAAUAAUGAGAUUUUAAACAUCAAGUCCUAAAAAAACAAUUAUUUUACAAAAAUGUAAAAUUUUCAACUCGCUAUAUCUCACGUUCAACGUUAAAUAUAAACUAUACGUGCUUAUCAUAAAAAAAAAUGUACAACUAAUCCUAUGAAAAUUUGAAACGAGAAUUUUUCAAUAAUCCUUUAAUUUAUAACGAAACUUAGUACGGUAAUAAAAUGCUUUUAAGUGCUUUUUUGACUUUGCUUUUAUGCCAAAAGGCCGUAUUGGCGUUAAAAUGCUAUAGAUGCAUUUAUGCGGUCAAUUACAACGAUUGGGACAUAUCUUGCCUCCCUAACCAUUUCGACGAACUAUUUGAACAAGACAAUUUAGUAGAAUGUCACCCUGGAGAACGAUGUUCCAUUUUGAGAAUCGAAAAUUAUAAAGAUACCUAUGCUAAUCGACCUCUGGUGUUUGCCAGAGGUUGUUGGAGUAAUUCUAUGUUAGAAAAUGUAGAAUUCAGUACUAGUUCCAAAGGUAUUAAUUAUUAUCAGCACAGCUGUCUCACAGAUAAAUGCAAUAUUGGAAAUGGGUAUGAAACAGCAGAAUCCCACAAUGCUGAGGAAAUUGAAUGGACUUAUGGGGGAGGGAAGUCAUUAAUAAAGCCUCAUAGUGUCCUACUGGAAAUUGUAGUACUUGUUUUAAUCAACUACAAAGUAUUUGCAUGUUAACGAAUUGUUUGUGAAGCAAAGUCCUUUUAAUAAUAAAAAAUGAUUUAUUUUAAA